Molecule: messenger RNA, 2040 nt
Organism: Haliotis rubra (blacklip abalone)
Lineage: Eukaryota; Metazoa; Mollusca; Gastropoda; Lepetellida; Haliotidae
Product: cytochrome P450 1A5-like
Exons: 11
Coding region: 326-1840 (504 amino acids)
Biological process (GO): progesterone metabolic process; hormone biosynthetic process
Molecular function (GO): iron ion binding; steroid 17-alpha-monooxygenase activity; heme binding
Source: RefSeq, a predicted model, not a curated record
GUAUUCCUUCUUCGUUUAUUGGUGUUGUUCCAGUAAAUUUAUGACAAGCAGAACUAUUAUAUAUAUCAGGGGAACAUUUGUUUGUUAAAUAAAUGUUGGAUUUUUUAUCUGCACCCUUAACUAUUGACCCGUAAAAUGAUUCGCUCCCUCGUGAGCGACAGUCAGGUCACGUGAUCACCCUCAGUCUAUAUUUAUACUCGGUUUGUUUGUGUGGGUCCGUGUCUCACGGUAGCUGAGACCUCGAAACAUACUGAAGCGGAUCUAUCUUCAUAAUCGGGGAUUUGUCUUCCUCUGGUGACUCUUGUUUUCAAUUUAGUCAAACAUCAUGGCUGGAACUUUGGAAUGGAUCAGUGCAACUGCUUUGGAGUACCGGAUCACACUAAUGCUGGUUUUGGCAGUGACGGUAAUGGUGUAUUUUAUGACCCGGAAACGUUACAAGCUUCCACCGGGACCAAGUGGUCUCCCGUUGCUUGGCAAUAUUCUAGCUAUACAAAACAAGUCACUGUUCCGGAUGCUGAUACAACUGGAAAAGAAGUACGGCCCCGUGAUAACCCUUAACCUUGGUCCAAUACGCACUGUGUUUCUCAACAACUUGGAAGUUGUGCAGGAAGCGUUCGUAGGGAAGUCUGUGGACUUUGCGGGACGGCCGCAGACGUUCUCAGGAUUGGCUUUCACCGAGGGAGGCAAGGACAUUGCUUUCACAGAUUAUGGACCGACGUGGCAACUCCAUCGGAAACUGGCACUGAGGGCUCUCAAGCACUACAUGAAAGGCGAGAGGUUUCAGGACACGAUAACUGAAGUUAUGGAAGCUGUGACGGUAGAGAUGGGGACAGAGACGGGCUCGUUUGACAUCUACAGCUACAUCAACCUCGCCAUCUUCAACAUCAUCAGCAAGAUCUGUUUCAAUGAGAAGUUUUCAUCGGACAAUGAAGAGUUCCUAAACGUCUGUAAGGCACUUGACAUCUUCUCGCAAGAAACAGGAAAUGGAUUCGCGGAGGAUGUAUUCCCUCCUUUAAGACUUUAUCCAACAGCGAAAUUCAGGAAGUUCAUGAAACUAAACGACGAGAUGCUUGACUUCAUGUACAAAAGGAUCAACGCACACAGAGAAACGUUUAUAGCAGAUGCACAACGUGACUUCACAGACGCCAUGUUGAUUGCCCAGAAAGAGGCAGAGGUGGAAGAGGACCAGGAGCUACUAGAACAGAUAACCAACACGCAUCUUGGCCAGACAGUAUCGGAUGUUUUCGGAGCGGGCUUGGACACGUCUCGACAGACUCUGUAUUGGACAGUCCUGUACCUUGCAGCCUACCCGGAAGUACAAGCGAAACUCCAUGCGGAAGUGGACAGGGUGUUGGGUGAGCGGCGAGUACCGAUGCUGUCCGAGCGACACAAGCUGCCGUACACCGAAGCCGUGCUCUAUGAGAGUAUGCGGAAAGGGACAGUGGCGCCUCUGAGUCUCCCCCACUCAACCACUUGUGAUACAACUGUCGCUGGCUACGAGAUUCCUAAAGGGACGAUGGUGUUUGCCAACAUCUUCGCUAUCCACCAUGAUCCAAGACACUGGAAGGAACCGGAAGUGUUUAAUCCCGAACGUUUCCUAGACGAUUCCGGAAGGUUUGCACCGAAGUCUGAAAGUUGGAUGCCUUUCUCUGUCGGCAAGAGGGCGUGUAUGGCGGAAGCUUUGGCCAAACCGGAACUGCAUGUUGUCUUGGCCUCGUUCAUGAGGUGUUUUGAGAUUCGACUGCCGGACGGAGUGACCCCUGACCUUGAACCGGAAGACGGAAGCUUUACAUUUAUGCCUAAGCGCUAUCAGGUUGUCGUCAAAAACAGAUUUGCAUGAGAUGGGAAGAUGUGACAAUCCAGGCGAUGUCCAUGUGUACUUGGAGGACCAAUUUUACACAUAACUGAAUUAUGCUGAUAAUAUAUGUUGUCAGCUUACGUAAGAAUAAUUUGGUAGAAAGUAAUGGUUGAUGGAAGCAUUUUCCUUAGCAUACAUUAGUUAUCCAUCUUUAAAUAUAAAAUAUUGUGUGCUUUGUCAUA